Gasterosteus aculeatus aculeatus (three-spined stickleback) is the source of this 2392-nucleotide messenger RNA. RefSeq lists its product as uncharacterized. The record is from RefSeq and is a predicted model, not a curated record. Lineage: Eukaryota; Metazoa; Chordata; Actinopteri; Perciformes; Gasterosteidae. Gene Ontology annotation, cellular component: membrane.
ACAAUUAAUAUUAAUGUGCAGCCAGGAACAUAUCAGCACUUGUUCCGUGUUAUUGUUUAGCUUCAUUGGUUAUCUUACACUAGUUCCAACUGAAAUACUUGAAGAAGUCACCAUUAUUACCAGUAAUGUGCAUGUGUGUGUGUGUAGAAAUGUGUGCAUGUUUGUAUGUGUGGGCGUGUGUUCCAAUGUCGGGACCAGGAAACUAACAGUGGCAGGAGGAGGACUCAGGGACAAACGAAAGCAGAUAGAAUGUGCACCAGAGGGAGACCAGCUGCUUGGCAACUCCGCGGCCAACAACACGGCCAUCACACCGCCCGCGGACCUCCAGAGUCGGAUCCGCGUACAUAAAGAAGAGUACCUGAUCGGGUUCCAGAUCAGCCAUCUCACACACAAGGACUCGGGGGUUUAUAGGGUGGAAUGCUGGAAGAACCAGACGCUGUACAGCCAGCACAAACAGGAGCUGUUUGUGUGCAAUGAGGAAACCUCACCUGAAGAGAUUCAUGUGAAGGAAGAAAACGGAGGGGCUGAGAUUCAAUGCAACAGCAGAUACAUCGGUUUGGAGGGAACCUCUGUGCGCUGGUACUACGAGUCGUAUCCGUCAUACAAGCCAACGCUCCUCCUGGAUAGCAGCGUGUCGUUGGUGCCGCUGGUGGAGGAGCUACAGAGUGUGGUGGAGGUCAGAGAUCACGGGACGUUGCUCUUACUCAAAAACAGCCAGUUAAAGAAAAAUCUGCAUUUUAUUUGUCUUGUGAGCAAAGGUGAGAACUGUCUCAGUUUUCAGAAUGUGGAACCGUCAGAUGGCAGUGACAGCAGGUACAUUUUUGCCUUGGACGGGGACAAAGUGGUGUUACCAUGCCCCUCUGAAGGGAACGACCAGCACUGGGAGUCUCCCUUUGGGAGGGUCGAUGGUGACAGCGAGAAGAUGCACGUGUUAUUCGGUGACAAAUCUGAAGACUUCUCAUUGGUAAUUCCUGCUUUUUCUGAUGAGCUCAGUGGGGACUAUUCGUGCAUCUCCUCCUUGCUUGAAUUGCAGUACUUUCUGGUUAAUUGUUACCAAAAAGAAUCCCAAGAAAAAGUUGCCGUUGAGGGCGGGAACGCGCUGCUGGAGUGCCACGCUGACAGAGACGAUAUCCAAAGGGUGCAGUGGCACCGCCGAGAGCCUGGAUCGGGCAAAAAUAAACUUAUCUACGACUCAAGGGACGCGACUGUUCACAUCCCCGGGGAUCUGAGAGGAAGACUGUCUCUGUCUGAGAAUGGCUCCUUGUUCAAUAUAUUCCACCUGGAGGCGAGAGACCAAGGAGUGUACUGGUGUGUUGUUUUAGAAGACAACUUCCUGGACGAAUACACAGAUGAUACUGAGGAUGCAGACUCUGAAGAGCAAAUAGAGGAUGACCAGUACUUCGACAAUGGCACAUUCAAAUGCAUUUUCAAACAGGAGACCGAUUUGAGGGUAGAAAUUCGACCCACCAUAAAAACAGUAGUAGUAGAAAGGAGCCCGAAAUCUGCCCCCGAAGCCGAUCCAUCAACAGGCUCUAAUGUUGCUGCCUAUGCUGUGGGUGCAGGACUGGCAGUGCUGCUGCUGGUGGUUGGAGGGAUUGUAGCAGUGAUUGUAAUAAAGAGGAAAGCAGAGGUCACAGCGAACAGAGAAUUAACAAUAAGAGUGGAUCCUGGUUGUACUGAAGCUUUAGCCCCCCAAUAAUGAAUACAGAGUUUAACGGCUUUUGUAAAGUAGCUCCGAGGAAAUCUACAUCCAAAAGACAUUGAUUGUGCUUUUAAAUCUGUUCAUAAAACUGUAGUUGGUGAUUGUGAAAGAGAUGUCCUUUGCCUUCAUUUUUGUUCUCACGGUCCCUUACUGGCAUACAGUGUAAAUUCUGGAUUGGCCAGAAGUCAACAAGUGCAACGGCUGUCAUGACAGAAAGAAAAACCAGUCAGGCUGCUCAUCAGUCAACAAGGUCGUAACGAACUAAAAGUACCUGAAGCUCUGGUGUCAAAGAAACAUAAAGUCACUGCCCUGUGACAGUAUUAGUGCCGUGCACAUAAAAAAAGGAGUUUUUUAAGGUAAUUAAUGUAAAUAACUGACAACUAUUUCUUUAUUAAGCUCACUGAGUGCAUGGAUUUGUGUCUCUCGUUUCAAAUUUUUGAUUAAUCUUAAAGUUGUUUUUUAUUUUUCUAAGUCAUCACAACCUCCAUAUCAUUUCUAUCAUCUUGUGAUAGCGAGUCAGGAAGAUUCCCAAGACAUUAUGUAAAGUGCUUGCAUGAGUUAUUGACUGUAGCUGACUGUUGACAUAUUGAUUCAACUGUGCAUUUCAUAAAACAAUAUAAUGUCCUGUUUGUAUUUUAACAAAUGUGUGAAGCGUGCAUUGACAUAUUAAUAAACACUUUGAAGAAAGAA